AUGGAAAAUAAAACAGCAGUGACUCCUACAGAUAAAAAAAAUAAAAAAAAUAAAUCUACUAAUUUAACAACACAAAAAAAUGUUGGGGGUAAUAUUUCAACUCCUAAAGAAGAAAUAAAAAAGGUAAAAAAUACUUCUGCUAAUGAUGUCAAUAAAGUAAAAAAAUCUCAAGUUAUAAAUCCCAAAAUAGCAGAAAAUGAGGAUUCAUUAGAUCGUAAGAAAGAGUUAAAUGAUAUCAAAAUAUUAGUAACAAAUGAUGAAGGUUUACAUACAUUACCACCAGGAGCUGUUGGAAGACGUUCCCCUUUAAACCCUUUUUCUUCUCCAAUGCUGGGAAAGUAUAGAAGAAAGAAUAAAAAUGCAAAAGUAAAAGUAAAAGACCCAAGAUUAAAUAAUAAUCCGUUGACUGGAAGAUUAAUAGUAUGUAUAUCAACAACGGCUAUUUUAUUUUGGGUUUUUUUUGCUCAAAUGGUAUUUAAUUAUAAUACCUUUAAUGGGAGAUGCAUAUCAAAGGUAUUAUAUCCUAUAUAUACUGAAACUGUAACAAAAAAUAGAGAGCCUUUUUAUGUUUCUUUAGGAUAUGGUGCAUGUGAAUACAAUUUAGAUGAGUUUGCUUCAAAUCGUCAUUUCAUUGGUUUAGGUGCAGAAGACGAUGGUUGGCCAAAUAACAAAGUAGAGGAAAAUUCUGAUUCAAAAGGAGAAGUUAGUUGGGAUUCUGUAAAUAGUCGUGUGUAUAAUCAGUUAGGUGGAUUAAAUACAAAUUUGAUAAGAAAUUACGGGGAAAUAUAUAGAUUAUUUUGGUCUAUGUAUCUACAUGGAGGUUUUAUGCAUAUAUUUUUUAAUGUAAUAUGCCAAAUACAAAUAUUAUGGAUGAUUGAACCUGAUUGGGGUUUUCUUAGAACCUUACUUUUGUUUUUUGUAUCAGGAGUUACAGGAAAUUUAUUAUCUUCCGUUUGUGAUCCUUGUGGUGUUACAAUAGGAUCUUCUGGAGCUUUAUAUGGAUUAAUAGGAGCUCUUUUUACAUAUUGUAUUGAAUACUGGAAAACAAUCCCAAGACCAUGCUGUGUUUUAAUUUUUAUGAUCGUUGUCAUUAUUUUUGGUAUUUUUAUUGGUAUGUUUGGAUAUACAGAUAAUUACGCUCAUAUGGGAGGAUGUUUAGGAGGUAUUUUAUAUGGUUUUGCAACAAUCACUACUGUUUCUGCUGCAGAUAAAUGUACUUUAGGGGAAAGGAUGCUUACAUCUCCUCCUUUUUCUUGGUUUCUUUCUAAUGAAACAAAAGAAUUAAUUAAAGCUAAAGCUAGAGAAAAGAAGAUAAAAGGAGAAAAUUAUAGAAAGAAGCAGCUAGCCAAUAAAGUUCAUAAAGAUGACACUCUUCACUUAUUAAUGGCUGUUAUGAAAAAUAGAUUAAAUGAAGAAGGUAGACCUCCUUGUAAAAUGAAAUUAAGAGAAUGGAUAGUUCGAAUAACCGCUGCUGCUUCUCUAAUAAUAAUGUGGAUUAUUUUAUUUACUUAUUUAUUAAGUGAAAGAGCAUAUAAAUCUUAUUCUCCAUUAGGACAGAUUAAAUUUUCAGGAAUGCAUUCAUGUUAUUGUUGUGAAGUAAUAAAAAAUAAAAUUAAAUUUGUUAAUCUAGAAAAUUUUUACUGGUGUUUUCAUGAUGAAGAAGCAGCAAAAUUUUAUUGUGGCACAUGA
Plasmodium relictum is the source of this 1689-nucleotide messenger RNA. It is a transcript of the gene ROM4, whose product is annotated as rhomboid protease ROM4, putative. The transcript has a single exon. Gene Ontology annotation, molecular function: serine-type endopeptidase activity. Lineage: Eukaryota; Apicomplexa; Aconoidasida; Haemosporida; Plasmodiidae. The record is from RefSeq and is a predicted model, not a curated record. Gene Ontology annotation, cellular component: membrane. Gene Ontology annotation, biological process: proteolysis. The coding region runs from base 1 to 1689 and encodes 562 amino acids.